AUGGUGAUUUUGGAUUUGGAUUCACGACUGUUGAAGCUACAGAUUGACAAUUUUUACAAGCGGCUCCGCCUCCUCCUCCGGCUCCGGCAAUGGCGUCGUCUACCACAACCUCUACCUCGACAUGAAUGGCAUCAUCCACCCCCGCUUCCACCCCGAGGGCCUGCAGGUAUAGUGUGCCCUCCGGCGACGCUGGAGGAGGUGUUCGUCUCCAUGUUCGACUACAUGGAUCGCCUCAUCCGCAUCGUCAAGCCCACCUCCCUCCUCUACGUAAUGCAUCCAUGCAUCGAUCUGAAUCUCAUACAGGAGACGGAGGAGAUGAUUCUGAGGGAGAGGUUCAGAGUGGAAGGGAAGGAGGUGCUGCCGCGAGAGGCGUCGUCGUCUCGUGAUCCCAACGUCAUUACGCCGGGGACGGAGUUCAUGGAGAAGCUGUCGCAGGCGCUCAAGUACUACGUCCGUGCCCGCCUCAGCAGUGACCCACUCUGGAGCAACAUCAAGGUCAUUCUCUCUGAUGCAAACGUCCCUGGAGAAGGGGAGCACAAGAUCAUGUCUUUCAUCCGUGCACAGCGUGGCAGGGAAGGCUAUGACCCAAAUACUCGCCAUUGCCUCUAUGGACUGGAUGCUGAUUUGAUCAUGCUUGCUUUGGCAUCUCAUGAAGUCCAUUUCUCAAUUCUACGCGAGGAUGUGCUAACUGGAAGCCAGCAUGAAAACGUCGUCCCUAUUAUCCAAAAUAAUGUCUUCACGGCCCAAGAGGCUGAAAAAUUCAAGUGCAGAGCAUGGUUCCCUCGGAUAACAGAAGCAAGACCUGAGGGCAAGUUACCCAAGAAACCAUAUCAGUUUCUGAACAUUUGGGUACUUAGAGAGUACCUGGAGCUUGAUAUGAAGAUACCAAACCCGGUCCAGCAACUUGAUAUCGAGAGGCUAAUCGAUGACUUUGUCUUCAUUUGUUUCCUGACUGGGAAUGAUUUCAUUGCUCACGUUCCGUCACUUGAAAUAAAUGAGGGUGCUGUUGAUCUAAUUAUUGAAGUAUACAAAGCGUCCUUCAACAAAAUGGGAGGUUAUAUUGUGGACACAGACAAAGUUAAGGAUAAACAUGCCGCCUUUCUGAAAGUUUCGAGGUUGGAAAAGUUUUUCCAUGAACUAUCUUUAUAUGAAGAGAAAAUAUUUCAGAAAAGAUACCGGCUGAAGAAAGUUUUGAUUACCAAGAUUAAAAUGAAUAGCUUAGAGCUGAGGCAAAAAUUGAAGGACAUUCUUUCUAAUAAGCAAAAUCUUCUAAAAAGUGGAGCUUGUAAACUUGACAAGGUUAGUAAUGUCGGUUGUGGCAAUUGGUCCUCUGCAGAAAUAUUGACAUAUAUAAUGCAGAUAAAACUAGGAUCACUUGGAUGGAAAUCUCGGUACUUCAAGGAAAAGUUUGGUGCUGAAGCCAAAGAUGAAAUUGCGAAGCUGCAGAAUGAGAUGGUCCAGAAGUAUUUGGAAGGACUUUGCUGGGUACUACUCUACUAUUUUUCUGAUGUACCAUCAUGGAGCUGGUACUAUCCAUUUUAUUAUGCUCCUUUUGCAUCUGAUGUCAAAGGUCUUUCCCGGUUUAAGAUAUCAUUCACCUUGGACAAACCACUGAGGCCAUUCGAUCAGCUCAUGGCGGUUCUACCACCUGAAAGCUCGUUUGCACUACCAAAAUGUUACAGCAAAGUGAUGAACUCUGAAGAGUCUCUGAUACGAGCGUAUUAUCCAUCAGAGCUAGAUAUCGACACAGAUGGGAAACGUUUCUUGUGGCAGGGCAUUGCGAAGCUGCCGUUCAUAGAUGACAAGCUGCUUCUUUCAGUCACCAAGGAGGCAGAGAAAGAGCUUGCGGUGCAUGAGUUGAGACGCAACGCUGUUCGUCAAGAGAAGAUCUUUCUGAGGAAAUCAAAUGCCCUGGCAAACAAUGAAGCGUUUGCGCAAACAUUGGAUUGCUCCCUGCAAAAGCUCCCGAUAGAUCCUGCUACUAGUGAAAUUGGAGGAUGGUUGUUACCUGAUGAUGAUGAUGAUGGUUUAAGUGGAUUCGAUAGCUCUCCUGUCAAAAAUAACCUGUCUUUAUCAGCUAAGUUCUUCAAUCCUGAGACAGUGAAGCCAGCCACAAGGCUACUUGACAGUGUCAGAAUUCCUGACAAGACUGUAACCGAAGAUGACAUUUCGGUUAGGCCGGCUCUGGCACACACACCCGUACCCGAAAUCUCCUGCGAAUUCCAAGCAAUUGUAGUUGUGCAGCAGAGCCGCAGGCCAGACACCCCUUGCUGGAAGUCGACCACGCCGCCGCCGCCGCGCGAGGAGAUCAGGAGCGCCGGCACGGGGUGGCUGGGGCGAGGCAGAGGGAGCGCCGUCGCCGUCGCCGCCGUCGUCCCUCCCGCCGCCGAGGCGCAGCUGUCGUGGAGCGGUGCCAGGUACGCUCGGGGGCGAGGGAGCGGCGGCACUGUCUUUGGCCACGGCCAGACGACGGCGCGGCACCAGUGGAGCGGCGGCAAUGGGAGUUCGGGGGGUGACAGCGGCGGCGGUCGUGGCUCGUACAACCUCCGGCCUGGAGGCUACGGUAGCGGCGCGUACCAUAGGCAGCAGCAGCAGCAGCAGAUGGCGUGGCGGCCGGUCGGAUCAGGGGGAGGCGGCGGCGGCGGAGAUGGCAGCGGCCGUGGCGGGAACGGGCAGCCCCGUGCUUGGUAG
Oryza brachyantha (malo sina) is the source of this 2691-nucleotide messenger RNA. RefSeq names its product 5'-3' exoribonuclease 4-like. The coding region runs from base 1 to 2691 and encodes 896 amino acids. Gene Ontology annotation, biological process: nuclear-transcribed mRNA catabolic process. The transcript is spliced from 21 exons. The record is from RefSeq and is a predicted model, not a curated record. Gene Ontology annotation, molecular function: RNA binding; 5'-3' RNA exonuclease activity. Gene Ontology annotation, cellular component: nucleus. Lineage: Eukaryota; Viridiplantae; Streptophyta; Magnoliopsida; Poales; Poaceae.